AUGACUCCCUUCAUUUUCUCCCUGAGCAACCCGUUCCGCCCUGCUCAGGUUUGCCCGCUUUGCUCAGGAGCUGCCGGGGGGGCCACCCCCUCCUGGCCGAGGCCCCUCGGGUGGUUGCCGGGCUCCGCGGGUGCGGGAUCUAUAGCUCCUAGCGCCAGUGAGUGUGAGGCCCCGCUGCAGCCUCCCAUUGUGAUGUUUGCAUACAAGCAACAGUCGGCAGAGUUGCUGCGGCUUGUGCCCUUGCGAUUUGUUAUUCUGAGAGAGGAGAGUCAAACUCCCACCUCCAGCUCUGGAAGGAGCUUUUCCCGAGGGCACUACAAAGAGGCUCCUUUUCCUUCAGAUCAGCAGUAUCAGGUAAGGGAAACUCUGAAUGGGAAAGGCGGCGUGGAAAAGAAGACAUAUCCUAAAAAUGCUACUACGCAAUAUUAUCCAAGAGAAUUCUCAGAAGAGGAAAAAGAGACACUCAAACAAUCAAAGCCUUUGGUUGAUUUUCUUAACAAUGCAUCCAUAAGUGUUGAAAUAGCCCUGCAGCAAAAUGAAAUCACGAACACAUUUAUUGAUGACUGGAAACACCUCGCAGAAGAAGAAGGCACCUUUGGGGACAAGACUGAUACCCACCUGAAAGAGUACCAGUCCUUUACCGACCUUCAUAGCCCAAUGGAGAAAAUGAUUACCUGUGUCUCAUGGCAUCCAACUAUCUAUGGGCUAAUAGCUGUGUCGGUGGCUGUGCGACUUUCUUUUGAAGACAGAGUUCACUUUUCUGGUAAAUUAUUGCUGCAGCCAUCACUGAUUCUUUUCUGGAGCUUCUCUGAUCCUAUACAUCCUCAGUUAAUGCUGGAGAGCCCAGAUGACAUCUUCUGCUUCAAGUUCUGUCCGAGUGAUCCUAAUAUCAUUGCUGGAGGCUGUAUCAAUGGGCAGAUUGUCAUGUGGGAUAUCACCGCACAUGCAGAUCGCAUAGUAAACGUUAAGGCAGGUGGUAGUAGAAGUAAAAAAGCCACACUGAAGCCUAUGUUUCUCCUUGAACCGGAGAGUAAUAAAGAAGCAAUGUAUAUCAGACACUGUGCAGUCUCUUCAAUAGAAAAUGGACAUAAGAAAGUAAUUACAGAUAUACACUGGCUGUCUGACACAUUUGAGAUUAACAGAAUGGGCUCCGUCUUUGAGAAUCGAAGUGGAAUAUGCUGUCAACUUGUCACAUGUUCAGCAGAUUGCACAAUAUGUUUUUGGGAUAUUAGACCACAGAAACCUUUAACUCCCCAAACAAUAGAGAAAAAGAAGGAAGAAAGUAUUGAAAUUCCUUUUGAUGUGCCAUCUACUUUUUUGCAUCUAGAUCUCUCCUGGAAACCUCUCACUAAGGUAAGGCUGUCCAAGGGUGAAACAAGUUUAGACCACUGUCCAACCAAGAUAAGCCUGAAAGAAGAUCAUCUUCUUUGCAAAACACAAGACAAAGUGUUAGCACAGAGCAAAACAGCGAAGGCAGAAGAAAUGAACCCAUACCAUAAUCUGGACAGUGGGAUGCCCAAUCUUCUCAAGCCAAUAGAUGACUUCUGCACAAAGUUCUUCGUGGGAACAGAGGAAGGCGAAGUGAUAUACACAGAUUGGAAAAUGGAAAAAGACCCUGAAACUGGCCGAUUUAUGCCAAAGAAGCCAGUGAGCCUCCACACCAUUCAUGACGGAAUUGUCCACACUAUUCAGAGAUCACCUUUCUACGACGACAUUAUUCUCACAGUUGGGGGUUGGAACGUGGCCAUAUGGAAAGAAAGUGUUAUGACUGGACCCCUCCUUCAGUCAUGCUGUGCACCAAAAAGGUACACCUCAGGCCACUGGUCCCUGACUCGGCCCGGAGUUUUCUAUAUCGGCCGAGAAGAUGGAUAUAUUGAUAUCUGGGACCUUCUGGAGAAAACCCAUGAACCGGCCCAGUCUCAAAACAUUUGCAUAACUAUGAUCACCUGCAUCAAACCCUGGAUCUUUUCUCCUAAACAGCAAUUUAUAGCCAUAGCUGAUUAUUAUGGAACACUGCAUAUAUUAGAAAUUCCUUGGACAUUAACUCGCCCUUCCACCAAUGAGAUGACAAGUAUUAACCACUACUUUGAAAGAGAAGUCAAGCAUCUGGAAUACGUAGAACAGCGCAAAAAAAUUCGUGAGCAAGAAAAGAAAGAAAUGGAACAAGAAAUGGCGAAGAAAAAAGUUAAAAUAUAUCAGAAGUCAAAAGAACAAAUGGAGGCUGAAUUAAAAAUGGACUAUGAGAGUUAUCUGGAACUGGAAAAGACUGUUCUUAUCAACCUUGGCCUAAUCAAAGUCACAGAAAAGGGGUCAUACUCGGAUGUGGUGUAA
Messenger RNA from Piliocolobus tephrosceles (Ugandan red Colobus), 2331 nucleotides. RefSeq names its product dynein axonemal intermediate chain 3 (gene DNAI3). Gene Ontology annotation, biological process: cilium movement involved in cell motility; inner dynein arm assembly. The transcript is spliced from 18 exons. The record is from RefSeq and is a predicted model, not a curated record. Gene Ontology annotation, cellular component: inner dynein arm. Lineage: Eukaryota; Metazoa; Chordata; Mammalia; Primates; Cercopithecidae. The coding region runs from base 1 to 2331 and encodes 776 amino acids. Gene Ontology annotation, molecular function: dynein light chain binding; dynein heavy chain binding.